AUGCCCAUACAAAUCAACGAUCCACAAUUAAAUGCACCAAUGCAACCGUUGGCAUCAAGAGGACAUUCACCUAAGGAAAUGGUGCUAGCGAUGGUGGCUAAGUCACAAGAUUGGUACUCUCGACUAAACGCUCGCCAGAGGCUUUUGGUGAACGUAGGAGUAAUAGUAGGAAGUAUAGCGGGAGUCUUCAUUGUUAUAUUACAUCGACAAUUGAUUGGUUUACUUGUUGAAUUACUGGACUGGGUAUAUUCUUUGGGAACUUUGGGUGGAGUUAUUCUUUGGCUUUUAGUAUUUGGAGUUGGAUUCCCUCCAUUAAUUGGGUUUAGUGCACUUUCUAUGCUUUGUGGCAUGGUUUAUGGGUUCCCUAAAGCAUGGCCGUUAUUGGCAUCUGCCAGUGUUUUGGGUAGUGUUGCUUCGUUUGUCACGUUCAAGUAUUUAUUAUAUGAGAGAAGUGUACGGUUGGUUCAACUGAGUGAUAAGUUCCGAGCCUUUCUGGAGAUUUUAACUGAUGAAAGUGAAAAUGGCGGAGGUUUAUUGAUCUUGAUACUUUUAAGACUAUGCCCUUUACCUUAUUCGUUAAGUAAUGGGGCCUUGGCACUGAUACCUAAUUUAAGUAUUGCAACGUUUGUGCUGGCCAGUGUCAUCACGUCCCCCAAAAUGUUUAUACAUAUUUUUGUAGGAUGGAAGAUCAAGGAAUUGGGGGACAAUUCUCGAAGUGGGGGGUCAAAGAUUGUCGACCUAAUCUCAAUUCUUAUAACGAUGUUUGCUGCUAGUGCGGUCACUUAUGUGAUUUACUACAAGAUGCAAAUAAAAUUAGCCGGCUACCACGAAGAAAGAAUGAACUCCAACAAUAUCAAUGAUGAUUUGAUCUUUGGUAACUUUGAUGAUGAAAAUUUAUACGACAUGGACAAUUUCAUUAUAGAUGAUGAGAUAGAAGUCGACAAUAGAAGAACUACUGAGAAUCUUCUUCACAAACAAGACUCUCAUACUCAAGUUUAG
Messenger RNA from Lizanozyma spartinae, 999 nucleotides. RefSeq lists its product as uncharacterized. The transcript has a single exon. The record is from RefSeq and is a predicted model, not a curated record. NCBI's taxonomy places the organism in Eukaryota, Fungi, Ascomycota, Pichiomycetes, Serinales, Debaryomycetaceae. The coding region runs from base 1 to 999 and encodes 332 amino acids. Gene Ontology annotation, cellular component: Golgi membrane. Gene Ontology annotation, biological process: mitotic spindle elongation; vesicle-mediated transport.